Trichomonas vaginalis G3 is the source of this 2121-nucleotide messenger RNA. RefSeq lists its product as uncharacterized. The coding region runs from base 1 to 2121 and encodes 706 amino acids. The record is from RefSeq and is a predicted model, not a curated record. The transcript has a single exon. NCBI's taxonomy places the organism in Eukaryota, Parabasalia, Trichomonadida, Trichomonadidae.
AUGAGAACCCUUAGGAGCCUUGGGUUAGCUGCAUACCAAGGUAAUAGCCCACCACCAACAAAUCAAGAUAUUAAAAUCGAAGAAGUCGAAAUAGAUUCCAAAAUUCCAACGAAGUAUUAUAUAGUUCAAAGUUUUCCAAUAUUUCCACAAGAUUUUUCCAAUAAAGGAUAUAAAAUUUACUUUGAUGACGGAAAAUGGAAUGUCGUUCUUUGGCCAUCAAAAACGUCGAAUUAUAAAGAUGAAGUACGCUACCUAAGUUCAGCUGUUGACAGAAUGAUGGACUCAAUAGAAGUUACGGAAAUGGAUGAAGAGCAUCCAGAGAAAACAAAACUUCAAAUGCUUACACAAAAAGCCGAUUUACUUGGAAUUGCGCUUGAUGAACUAAACAGACAAAUAACACGCGAAAAUCACGAAAGAGGUGAACUAAUGGCUCGUAUCGUUAAGAUGUUUUUAGGUGUUAUCGAUGACAUUCCUGGUAUUUACAAUGAAAUUUUACUUGCUCAGCAAAAAGAAAGCGAAAAAACAAUAAAUGAAUUGCGAGAACAAAAUCAUGCCCUACAAUUGCAAGAACAAGAUACUUCUGAGGAACUCAGAUCUCAAAAAAUUUUACUCGAAAUGCAAAAUCAAUGGCAUACAGAUUUAGAAGCUCAAAUUGAUGAGUGGAAAGAUUCACUUAGCAAAUUCAACGAAAGACUUGCUUCAGAACUGAAAAAACAGAAAGAUGAAUAUGAAGAUAAAUUAUCUGAUUUACAAGUACAGCUUUCAUCAAUUGCUGCAGAGAGAGAUGGAUACAAGUCUCAAAUAGAUUGGGAACAAAAGUCAAUUCAAGAUAAAGAAGUCGAAGUUCUUAAAAUGAGAAAAGAAUUAGCUAAUACAAAAGCAUUACUCGAAGAACGCGAGCAAACAUUAUAUACAGCUCGUGCCCAUUUCGAGAGGCAGUUUACUUUCAUGAGAGAACAAAUGGGACAAAUGGCCAAAACAGGAAACACUACAAUUACUUUAGAAAACAUGAAUAACAUUACACAAAUGCUUCCACCUAGACAUGGAGAACAAUUGCCAUUUUUAUCAUUAGAAGAAGUCAACAAAAGAAUUUAUGAUAUUUAUUUAUCAAAGAUUCGGCAUGAUGCUGCCUAUGUCAAUGGUUCUCCACCGCCUCUUUAUAAAUUUGUGGUUAAAUACCACAUUGCACUCAUGUUUGGCUAUAAACCUGCAAUAUCUGCUGUUUGGCAGUUUAUGGAUACAUGUGACCGUUAUAAACAUGAAAGCGCAAAUGUAGGAAUGUUCAUGAAACAAGUAGAAGAGGAAAGUUGGCAACUUAAAGUUUUGCAAUUUAUUUGUAUGCUCGUUAAGAAAGAACCUGUAUGUGAAAUUGGUCUUCCUAGACUUACAAUUGUUAAAUGCAUUAGUAUUGCAUCAAGAAUACUUCCAGAUACAGAACUUCCAAAUCUCCAAAGAUUAUUAGAAAAGAAAGUCAUCAAUCCAAAGCGCGGAAUGACAGUUGAACUUGAUAUCUUUAUGCAGAUCCUCUUAGAUCUCCUUCUUGAUGUUAAUCAAACGUCUCGUCAAAGAAUUAUGUUCCAGUUCAGAGAAUUACUUUCUUGUGAUGGAUCAGUUGAAUUCACUCAGUUUGGAGAUUUCAUUUCCCGUUUUGCACCUGAUUUUAGCGCACAAAGAGUUGGAGAUUUGUUUUUGGAUGCAAUGCAAGCAAGCUUGCCAUCUUUAUCUGUCACAGAAUCUGCUUUCCAGCUGCUUGUUGAUAGAGGUUUAUUCGAAGAAUUCAAGCCAAUUUUGAGUGAUGACUUAGAUAUAGCUAAUGCAGAGGAAAUUGCAGCUUUUGUCAAUUUGAGAUGGAAGACGGAUAUAGCUGAGCACGUUAAUAGCGCAUUAGUUCAAUUAAAGUCAGAAAAAAUGGCUGAAUGUCAAACUUUGUUUUCAGAGCUUGGACAAAUUAACGAGCACAUGAAAAUGACUGUAACAACAAAUGAUGCUGGUACAGGAGUUUCUCUGCUUCAUAAAGCUGCUUUAUUAUUAGUUAGAUUGAAAUUCUUGAAUAUUGCAAGAAAAGAUGGCGGUGACAUGCAAAAAGAAAUAAGAAAACUUAUUGACCUUGUUUGGAAUUAA